Suillus fuscotomentosus is the source of this 630-nucleotide messenger RNA. RefSeq lists its product as uncharacterized. The transcript has 6 exons. NCBI's taxonomy places the organism in Eukaryota, Fungi, Basidiomycota, Agaricomycetes, Boletales, Suillaceae. The record is from RefSeq and is a predicted model, not a curated record. Bases 1 to 630 code for a protein of 209 amino acids.
AUGGACACGACAGUACGUUCAGCUUUGAAGCUUGAAGACUUGUACCUCAUGCAAUCCCCCACAAUCAACCAACAGAUACAGUUGCAGGAGCAUAGUGUCCCUGUCUGGCCCAUGCAACUCCGGCAAUACACGCAGAUAACAAUGCCGGACGUCAUUCCACAUCACGACUAUAACAUCGAGGCCAUGCAGACUGAUUGGGCUCAGUCUCAAACGCACGGUGAUUGGGAAGAGUUGGACCAUCCAUCAGGAGCUAUAUACCACUAUAAUGCGAAAAUGGAAACAUACGCGGAAAUUAAUAUGACAGAAUUUUCAGAUGCACAGCUCCAGAGGCUCGAGUCGUGGAUCAAGGCAUCAAGAUCCAAACUAAAUGGCAGGAAAUGGUUGCUAGUAGUCGAGCCACUCCGAAUGAGAGGAAUAGACAUCUAUACAUACUACUACGUGGUUCCGGAGAGAAGGAUCAUUGCCUGGCUAGAACAGGUGGAUGGCUAUAUUCUUUUCCAGGAAUGUAUGACAGCGCGGCACUGGAACCAUAAAAGACUCGAACUGGAGGCUCAAUACUGGAAACACAUUGAGUACUUUCCCCAUGGGAUCGACAUACCUCUCCAGGACAUCAGAACUUUGCGCAUCUGA